AUGUCUGGUAUCAAUAAAUCAAAUAACGGGACCAUCCAACUUUAUAUGGGUGACUUAGACCCGUAUUGGAAUGAACAUGAUAUAAGAAAUAUAUGGAAACUGUUUGGUGAAUAUAAUAAUAAUAAUCUAGUAAAUGUAAAAAUGAUCAAACCAUCUACAUCCAAUAAUCCUACAAAUCCAUAUAAUAACGCUGGAUAUUGUUUUCUUCACUUUUCCAAUGAAAUAAGUGCCUCUAAUGCGCUAUUGAAAAAUGGUUUACCCAUUCCAAACACCAAAAAAUACUUAAAACUAAACUGGGCAAGUCAUACAGCUAAUAAUGCUACCACUAAUGUUGUUACUACAAAUACUUCUAAUAUUAAUAAUAUCACCAACAAUACUAAUAGCACUAAUAAUUUCACCCUUUUUGUUGGAGAUUUGUCGCCAAAUGUUAAUGAACAGGCAUUAGUGGAUUUUUUGGUUAAAUCAAAUAAUCUACAAUCUUUGCUAAAAGUUAAAGUAAUUUACGACCCUGUUACCGGAGUUUCUAAAAAUUACGGAUUUGUCACCUUUGGUGAUAUAAACGAUUAUCAAAUUUGCUUAGAUAAAGUUAACGGUAUGUUUUUAAACGGAAGAAAUAUUAGGGUAUGUGUCACUGGAAACUCUAACAAUAGCACCAUCGCUAAUACUAACAGCAGAAGUAACAACAAAAUCAAUAACACUAUAAAUGUUCCUAACCACCAUCAGUUAAUUUACAAUAUUUCGGCUCUAAAACAACCUAGUAGUACAGAAUAUACGGACCCUAAUAAUACCACUGUCUUUAUCGGUGGUUUAUCUUCUUUAUGUACUGAAAAUGAAUUACGUUCUUACUUUGAACCUUUUGGUGAAAUUGUUUAUGUUAAAAUACCAGUUGGCAAGGGAUGUGGAUUUGUUCAAUAUGUUGAAAGAAAUAGUGCGGAGGAAGCUAUUUCUAAAAUGCAAGGAUAUCCUAUAGGUAGUUAUAGAAUUAGAUUAAGUUGGGGUAGAUCUAGUUCUUCUGCAGGAAACAACAAUAAUAGUAUUAGUGGUGUUACUCCUAAUAGACACAGGCGCAACAACAGUAGUGUUUCCUCUACUAUCAGCAACAGCACCAUUAGUAGUGGUACCCCUCAGCCUACUACUCCUGAGAGAUUAUUUUAUCCAGCUAUUACCAACAGUAACGCUAAUAAUAAUGGAAUUCCUUUUAUUGAACAACAACAAGUAGGUACCAGCUAUUCUUCCCCGAUUAGAUAUGAAACAUUUUUGAACAAUAACGGCAAUAAUAUUAAUUCAUAUUUUGUUGAAGAUAAUACUAUGAAUGGAUAUUCUAAAUUAUCACCAUUACAUUAUAUGAAUACUGUUGGUAAUAACAGCAUCAAUAAUAAUUUGAGUUUUUAUUACUGCAAUAAUGGUGGCAAUAACUUAAAUCCAGAUUACAACACUAUGAGUGGUAACAAUGGUGCAAAUACUGUGAACAAUGAUGUGAGUAAUACCAUAGUCAAAAAUGAUCAACACUCCCAAGUUUAUUUAAACAAUAUCUCUUUGCAAGAACGUUUGGAAUUAGCAAGUAAUGGUUUUAUUUUUGCAUAA
This is a messenger RNA of Saccharomycodes ludwigii, 1584 nucleotides long. It is a transcript of the gene NAM8, whose product is annotated as Nam8p. Gene Ontology annotation, molecular function: mRNA binding. Lineage: Eukaryota; Fungi; Ascomycota; Saccharomycetes; Saccharomycodales; Saccharomycodaceae. Bases 1 to 1584 code for a protein of 527 amino acids. Gene Ontology annotation, cellular component: cytosol. Gene Ontology annotation, biological process: mRNA splice site recognition. The transcript has a single exon. The record is from RefSeq and is a predicted model, not a curated record.